Messenger RNA from Phytomonas sp. Hart1, 393 nucleotides. The record is from the annotation of a GenBank genome assembly. NCBI's taxonomy places the organism in Eukaryota, Euglenozoa, Kinetoplastea, Trypanosomatida, Trypanosomatidae.
AUGCGAAUCGUUGGCCCAUAUGAUUCGACUAUAUUUGAAUGUAGUAGCACAAACGGCACUAAUAAGGAAGAUUUGAUGUGCCAGUUUAUGUUAUAUUCAUCCCUUGACGUCUUGGACGACAUUAUAUGGCAACGAGAUGAUAUCUACGUAUCAAAAGUUGACCAACCAUAUGGUGAAAAGUAUUAUGUCUCUGCUUUUGUUGGUCUUGCACCCAUUCGUUUAAUCAUGAUGCAGGACACAGAACCGAAGGACUCACUACGAGUCUUUUUUGCAGAAGCCUACGAAUUAACAAUGAAAUAUCUGCUCAACCCCUUUUUCGAUGCGACAAAAAAGAUAGAAAGCGCCAGUUUUCAUAAUAGUAUCAUGACAUUGCUUAACCGCUCUUCAUUUUAG